Molecule: messenger RNA, 1451 nt
Organism: Benincasa hispida (wax gourd)
Lineage: Eukaryota; Viridiplantae; Streptophyta; Magnoliopsida; Cucurbitales; Cucurbitaceae
Source: RefSeq, a predicted model, not a curated record
ACAUAAAACAGAAAAUUCAAGUGGUUUAUCAAACCGAUCCUAAUUAUUCUUUUCAAUUAUCCAAACAAAAUCUUCACUUACACCACAAGCUCCAAAUUUUCUUGCCCAAUAAUUUUCUUUCCUUCCAAGCAAACAGCAACGAGUAAAAAACAAUAACAAUAAUUCAAACAUUCUUAUCUUCUCUGUUGUUAUAAAAGAAAAUUCAUUCCCUUGCUUUCUCUUUCUUUCUCAUGAUGAACAUUUGAGAAUUGAAAAUUAAUGUGGUUGGUGCUCAUUUUACAGAUUCAUAUAAUUUCCAGACGAAAUGAAGAAAUCAAAGAUUGUUUCAUGUCUCAGAAAAUUCCUUUCAUGCUCUGAUGGUGAACCACACGUUACAAGUCAUUCAGUAGACAUAGAUGUGAGGGAGGAGUACGCGAAUGCCUUCCGUACUGAAUCGUACAUCGACUUUUGGACCCGUGUUCUUGCCUUAAACAAUGGAGAUGACCUCACAACCCAACUUUCAGUAGAGUCCACAACCGCAACCCACCUUUCAUCUUAUAGACUAUUUGUCGAACAUCUACUUGACCCACCUCAAUCCACAAUUAAAAGAAUUCUAACUUCGCCCCAUCUUGGAGCCAAUUCUUGCUCCCUUCUCUUAGAUUACUUCUCUCACACGGCCAAUGCCUCUCUCUCAUGUAGUCAUUUAUUAAAACACAUCAACCACUUACGUCUCAAACUCCAUCCCUUAGAAAUCACCCUCCAAUCCUUAGAAAACAAAGAAAAAUUUCAUCAUGAGUCCCAUUUCAAACAACUCUUAAUUCGUUUGGUUGAAUUCUCCAACACCCGCAAUCCAUUUAUACCAUCUAUAGAACAGGUUCAAAUCAUUCAAAAUGGAUGCUCCAAAUUGUUAAAGCAACUUGAGUUUAGUCGCGACAAGGCUCAAACCAAGCUCAAGAGAGUUAGAUAUUUUCAACAUAGUUCAGCUGGCUUUUUGGUGGCUGUAACUGCAUCACUUACGGUAAUAAUCGUGACUCAUGGAAUUGCAUUAUUUGUUGCUGCACCUGGCUUUCUUGUGGGUGCUAUAAAGUUGGCUAAUCAAUUGAGGAAGCUAGUUAAGGAUGUUGCUCGACUUAAUAUUACUGCAAAAGGGACUUACACUUUAAAUAGAGAUUUCGAUACGAUUGGUAGGCUCGUGGCUCGACUCAAUCAUGAGCUCGAACAUAUGAGGGUGAUGGCAAGAUUUUGGCUUGAUAGAGGGGAAGAUAAACGUCGGGCCAUUGGUGAAUUAGUGCGACAAUUAAAUCAAAGUCAUGUGAACUUUAGCCACCAAUUGGAUGAGCUUGAGGAGCAUUUGUAUUUGUGUUUUAUGACCAUAAAUAGAGCUAGAAAUCUUGUAGUGAAAGAGAUUUUGGAUUCGGGUCAACCUAUAAAGAUUUCGUAUUUAUGAUCAUAGAAAUAGGAAAGAAGAAGCC